Molecule: messenger RNA, 3313 nt
Organism: Lecanosticta acicola
Lineage: Eukaryota; Fungi; Ascomycota; Dothideomycetes; Mycosphaerellales; Mycosphaerellaceae
Source: the annotation of a GenBank genome assembly
AUGGCUGCCAAUCCAAGGUACGUAAGAGUGAGGUCUCCCAGCUACACUGCCAAUACCCUAGAUCGCUGCCCUUCUCCGACAAUGCGCGACUCAUGUCUUUACUCCCCACCCACCUCACUCCAAUCCCUUGUCCACCAUACACGAGUGAAGUCCUUCCACUGACCUCACCUCCCCCGCAGAUCAAUCCGAGAUGCCACAAAAGCUUUACACGCCCACUUCGCCGCUCCCAACGUCCCACCCUCGCUCCCCGCCGAGCGCCGCCGUACGCUACAAGCCUUCAUCGACGAGUACGACGAUUCUGUCGACGAAGAGGACGCCCGUCGCGUCAAUCAAGAGCUCAAGCACUUCUGGCACAAGUAUGUCUCCGGCAGUCCUCGGAAGUCGGGUGCUUUUGUCGGCGUGCUCAGAGAGCUGCGCCCGGCCAUUGUGGAAGAGGAUGACAUUCUGGAAUGGUACGAAGCCGUGGUCAAGCCCUGCCUCACAGCGCUGGACACCGAGAAGACGGCAUUGGACGAUGCAUGCGAAUUCCUUGCGGGAGUCAUGAUAUACGACGAGACUGCCGACAAUGCUCAAGAGCGAGCACGAACCUCUGCUCGCAUCUACGGUGACCUACUCGAUGUCUAUCUCGCUCGAACUCGUGGCAUCACUCCAGAUCACCAAUUCGUCGCUCCCGAGAAUUCUCAAAUCGCCAAGCAGGUCGAGACGGCUCUCAUCUUCUUCGGUAGGAAGAUGCCUAGACCUCUCUUCCACCGCCUCGACGAUUUGAUCGUGCGAGCUGCCACCCGUCUCCCAGGCCUCACCUUGCUGAGCUCUUUCCUCCAGGUUCAAGCACCCCACUUGUACCUGGUCACGCACACUCCGCUCGUCGACGACCUGCUGAAGUGCUUGAUGAAUGAUACAUCCACCACCGUGCUGUCUGUGGCACUCACGUCCUUGAUCAUGCUCCUUCCACACCUUCCGAGCUCGUUGAAGUCACGACUGCCAAGGCUGUUCUUGAUCUACACCAGACUGCUAUGCUGGGAGAAGUUCAGCCCCUUGAGUACCGAAGCCCAGAAGAAGCUGGUCACGGACGACCGAAUCUCCGACGAUGAGUACGAUCGCGGAGACGUUGGUAUUGACUCCAAAUGGGAGAAGUGCAUACCGUCAGAUGGCAUACUGGAGCCGGCGACCCCUGAGCUGAUGACAUAUUUCACCUGCCUCUACGGUAUCUAUCCGCUGAACUUCAUGAGCUACAUCAGGAAGCCGCGCAAGUAUCUCAAGCUCCUUAACUUUCCGGGCGCUGAUGACUUCGAUCUUGCCCAAGCAGUCAUCCGGAGUAGGAGUGAUCAGUUCCGGCAGGCUCAUAUACUCCAUCCGAACUUUUACAACAUGACGCCCGAAGAAGAGCUGAUCGACCCGAAAUGGCCCAAGUUGGACCCCUCGGACGUGGUCGCCGAGUGUCACGGACUCGCCAUCAAUGCGAAGCCGUCACUCCUUAGUCCUGGUCCACCACCGACCGGCAAGUUACCGGAGAUACCACCACUACCUCCUAUACCCUCGAGCAACAACGGCUCGAUAUCGCCUGCAAUCAGCCAGAUGAGCCUGCGCUCUGGCCACAGCUGGCGCGAUACCUUAUCCACUGCGGUCCCGGCGGAUCCAGAGAGUCCUAUCCUGAGGCCCAACGAUGAACACGGUGAGGGGGCUCCACGACUGCGAUCCAGGGGUUCGCAAGCAACAACGAAGGCUUCGCCUCUGCUUGAUGAAUUCCCGCUACCUGGAAGCGGCUUUCAUCGGGAGAAGAAAGAGCCCCUGACGAAUCUAGAGUACCUUCAACAGAAACUGACGGCGCUACAAACCGACUUGAACUUUGAGAGGUGGCACAAAGCUCAAUACUCGCAGCACAUCAGUCAAUUGAUGCGGAAGAACGUCAAGGACGCCACUGUCGAAGCGGAGACGCUGAACUUGAUCAAUGCGAAUCGUGCUCUCAAGAAGGAGUUGGAGCAGGCCCGUAUUGCGCGCGAAGCCACGAUCAAGGACUCUAACCUGACGCGCAAACAGGCCAACAACCUCGAGACGAACAUGCAGGAACGCUUUAACAAGAUGAAGAAGGAGCAAGAGGUCUGGGUCAACGAUGCCGAAGAAUUGAAGAGGCUGCGUGCAGAGAUGAAGCAUCACCGCGACUUACUUUCCGCCGCGGAGGCUCGUGAAUCCAACCAAAAACACGAACUGGAGAUCAUGCGACGCGACGUGGAUCAGAUGCGUAGGCUUCAAUCUCAACUGCAGGAGGCGCAGCGCAAGGUUCGAGAGUAUGAGCUUCGAGAAUUCGAUUAUGAGCAUGCAAAACGCGAGUUGGAGAUAGCGCAGAGCGAGAAGGAUACCCUGCAUUUGCGACUUCAGCGGCAUGAGCAGGAUCGCGAGCGGACGAAGCGCGUGUACACGGACAGGAUUGCGGAACUUGAAGCGCGCAUGGGUUCUGGUGGCCCAUACGAUCGGCCAUCAGCAUCACCCUCGAACGACACUCAUGCCUUACGACAAGCUCUCGCGGAUGCGCAGUCGAGGCUGGCGCAACUCAAGAAAACGCAUUCCCGCCUGUUGGAAAAGCACAUGGAUCUGGAGCUCGAGUACCAAUCGAUCAAAAGUCAGCUAGAGGGUCUCCAAGGAAGCGCGUACGGCACAGAAGGACUGGCGAGAAGCGGCAGCGUCCUACGAAACUCGACCAUCACGAGCGGCGGUAUCAGCGUGAACCGCGGAGGGGUCCUCGAAAGUGUCUACGGUAUCGACAGCGAGUAUGAUGCUGCCCCGGAAGUGGCAGCUUAUAGCCGCAUCAGUACCAGCGAUCCCACGCCACGACGGUAUGACAGCACGCGCGACCUCAUCGCGAAUGCGGUCCCGCCUGGCUCUCCGCAACGAAGCGAAGCUGUGCUUCACAAUGGAGCGGGGUUGACGUGGAAGCCUGCCUCUUCGGCGCACAGUGUCAUGAGCUCAAGAUCUGGCGCGGGAGGUGGGGCCUUUGGGUAUAACGUGACUGUGCCGCUGAGGGCGGAUAAGAGGAGUAUUUCGAGUGGGAAUAGUGGGGAAAGGCGAGAGCGGGAGAGGGAGAAGAUUGCGGCGAAUAGUGAGGUGAGGGUGUAUGGGCGAGGUGAGUGACCAGACAAUCUGUCAUGAGAAAUUGGGGAUGAGAGGCUAAUUUGUUCUUUGUGGAAUAGGUGGUGCGCAGAAUAUCAAGAUGAAGCCUAAUGAGAAGGAGAAGGAUCGAGACAAGGGAGGCUCUUCGAAGGCGGAAAAGCAGAAGGGCGGCGGGUUCAAGGCUCUGAAAGGGAUCGCUGGAUUAUAA